AUGGCGAUGGGCAACAAGGCACGAAGCUCGCGAGCUACCCGCCAGCGUGGCAACCAAACGCAGCGGCUGCGGGCGGCCACCAAGUACCUUACUUCCUGGGGAACGCACGCCCGCCGUGCGGCUCUUGGGACUGCGGGGCGGGAGAAACCCAAGGCGGCUUUGCUAAACAAUAGGUGGUUCGCUAGACUGCCGAAUACGACAAACUCGCGUGUAUAUGAGAACAGCGAUUCGCACCAGUUGGCACAAAAACGACAAACCCGCCUGACUUUACACGAACGGCUCGAUGCCCGGUUGCGGCCAGGCGAGAACGUCGUCAACAACGGGAGAUGCGCCGGCCCCUUGCGCAUGCGCUUAUGGCACCCGUCAACCCUUCAUAACGGUUUUGAUGUCGAGAAGACCAAGGGGGGCCGCGAGGUCUCUACUUUAAUGCCAUUGUCCUACUCUAGGCCGGCUUUGACGCAGAUGGUGCGCAUCGGCCGUGGCGACCGCUUCGAUCGGCUUGCAGAAUCCUAA
This is a messenger RNA of Lasiosphaeria miniovina, 513 nucleotides long. RefSeq lists its product as uncharacterized. The record is from RefSeq and is a predicted model, not a curated record. Lineage: Eukaryota; Fungi; Ascomycota; Sordariomycetes; Sordariales; Lasiosphaeriaceae. The transcript has 5 exons. The coding region runs from base 1 to 513 and encodes 170 amino acids.